Molecule: messenger RNA, 963 nt
Organism: Didymodactylos carnosus
Lineage: Eukaryota; Metazoa; Rotifera; Eurotatoria; Philodinida; Philodinidae
Source: the annotation of a GenBank genome assembly
AUGUUUCAUCUUUUACUCUCUCGCUCAUUAUCAUGGCCAAGUUUUCUGUCUCCAAAACCACCAUCAUCAACAGAUGUUGAACCUACUUCGCCUAUUUCACCGGUGUCUGAAUCCUCAUCUCAAAAUUAUCUCGAAUCAAACAUCACUCUAUCGAAACAGGUUCAAUUGUCUAAGAAUAAAGAUGUUACACAAUCACUCGUUAAACGAGAUGUGUCAUUACCGGUAUUACCCGAUCCAAAACAAUUAGAAAUAUUAGGUAAACAUUAUUUGACGCGAGAAGAUUUAGAAAAAUUAGUACAAUUGAGAUUUCAACAGGAGACACCGAUGCAACGAGUCAAAUAUUAUCUAUGGAAGGACGAAUUGGGUCGGUAUCCAGUAUAUGCCCGUCGUAAAGAUUACACAUGUGUGGGUGUUAGUAUUAUCCAGGGCCAUAUUUAUGGAACUUAUCGUCUACGAGAGAUGAGACCCGUUUACGUUAGACAGACAUCCUUACUAAAAUUUCAAGAUAGAUUCACCGCCGAACGUGCCAUGAUGCAAAAUAAUGUUGUCAAUUGGAUGAAAGGAGCCUAUCGUACAGGAUUAUUAACUUAUUGUGGCUUAGAAAUAAUACUAACAUCGUCUUUAGCAAUACAAGCCUAUAGAAACAAAUCAACAAUUUUCGAUUUUAUACCGGGAUGUGCUUUUGUUGGAUUUUUAAUUAAAGCGUUACAUAGUCCAAUGGGUGCAUUGAUUUCAACUGGAUUUGGCGUUGUGACCGGUUUUGGUUGUGGCACGUUAGUUUAUUUAGCAAAUUAUUUGAUUGAUGAGAACUAUGAAACAUUGCAUCAUAAAUCAGUGGCUGAAUGGAUUUUGUAUCGAGAAAAUGCUGAGUUAUGGGGUGUUCAUGUUGAUAAAUUACCAGAAGAUUAUAAACCACCAGAAAUACCAGAAAAAUUUGGUGUCGGAUGGCACAAAGCCACAUAG